AUGGUUAGCUCGGGCUUAAAACGCAAUGCUGAUCAUCUCUCUGGUGCGGCUGCCGACACCAAGAAACCUAAGGGUGGAAGCAUCACCUCGUUCUUUGGAGCUCCCAAGCCGAAAGCUUUGACGACACAAACUGCGAACUCGCCCUCUCGGCUCACCUCGUUCAACAAGGAGAAGUGGGUGGCGUCCCUCACUCCCGAGCAGAGAGACCUGCUGCAAUUGGAGAUCAAUACUCUGGACGACAGCUGGCUUGCCCAUCUCAAGGACGAAGUGGUGACCACCGAGUUCCUGAACCUCAAGCGUUUCCUUAAGAAGGAGAAGGACUCCAAGGCCAAGAUAUUCCCCCCAGAAGAGGACGUCUAUUCAUGGUCCCGACACACCCCUCUGCACAAAGUCAAGGUCGUGAUCAUUGGUCAGGAUCCGUACCACAACGACAACCAAGCUCAUGGUUUGGCGUUCUCCGUGCGACCGCCGACCCGAGCCCCGCCGUCCCUGGUGAAUAUCUACAAGGAGAUUCAGAAGGAGUACCCAGAUUUCAAGUUGCCGCCCAACAAUGGAGGUCUUUUAAUUCCAUGGGCAGAGCGGGGAGUUCUGAUGCUCAACACCUGCCUGACUGUACGGGCGCAUCAGGCCAAUAGCCACUCGAAUAAGGGAUGGGAGCGAUUUACCCAAAAGGCGAUUGAUCUUGUUGCGCGAGUGCGCACCAAUGGCGUGGUGUUUCUGGCCUGGGGUAAUCCUGCUGGGACCCGCGUAGCGAAGGUCAAUCGGCAAAAGCACUACGUGUUGCAGUCGAAGCAUCCCAGUCCGCUGAGUGCUCACGGAGGCUUUUUUGGAAAUGGUCACUUCUUGAAGUGCAAUGAAUGGCUUGCCUCCCGCUAUGGUGAUGAAGGGGUUAUUGACUGGACUUUGGUGCCGACACCAAAGACGGCCCUGGUGGCCUCUCCUCCCACAUCAGACAAGGAAAAUUCCUCGACGCUAGCUAAUGUGCCCCCGACGACAACAAAGACCUCUGGUACCGAUACCAAGUGCACUCUCGAGAAAGAACAAGCAAAGGAUGAGUUUGAUGAUGACGACGCUCUCGAAGCUUUGGUUGAGGCAGAGAAGAGUGAUCCACCUCGGGGGACUUAUUAA
Molecule: messenger RNA, 1128 nt
Organism: Penicillium argentinense
Lineage: Eukaryota; Fungi; Ascomycota; Eurotiomycetes; Eurotiales; Aspergillaceae
Product: uracil-DNA glycosylase
Exons: 3
Coding region: 1-1128 (375 amino acids)
Biological process (GO): base-excision repair, AP site formation via deaminated base removal; base-excision repair
Cellular component (GO): nucleus; mitochondrion
Molecular function (GO): uracil DNA N-glycosylase activity
Source: RefSeq, a predicted model, not a curated record